This is a messenger RNA of Topomyia yanbarensis, 969 nucleotides long. RefSeq lists its product as uncharacterized. The record is from RefSeq and is a predicted model, not a curated record. Lineage: Eukaryota; Metazoa; Arthropoda; Insecta; Diptera; Culicidae. The coding region runs from base 1 to 969 and encodes 322 amino acids. The transcript has a single exon.
AUGUAUGCCGUUGACCAGGAACUCGACCGACUGGAAAAUUUGAAUAUCAUCACCCCAGUCGAAUAUUCGGAGUGGGCUGCUCCGAUCGUUGUCGUCCGUAAAGCCAAUGGUUCCAUUCGAAUUUGUGGAGACUAUUCCACGGGGCUUAACGCUGCGCUCCAACCAAAUCAGUAUCCACUUCCCCUACCGGACGAUAUCUUCGCCAAGCUGACUAACUGUAAGGUGUUCAGCCAGAUCGAUUUGUCCGACGCUUUUUUGCAGGUGGAAGUCGACGAACAGUACCGUAAGUUGCUAACCAUCAAUACGCAUCGUGGCCUCUACUCCUACAACCGCCUCCCGCCGGGUGUGAAGAUCGCACCUGGUGCCUUCCAGCAGCAAAUCGAUGCAAUGAUAGCCGGUCUGCAGUGCACGUGUGGCUACCUCGAUUACGUCAUCGUCGGCGGAAAAACUGAAGAAGACCACGAUCGCAAUUUGCGGGCUGUUCUAAAACGAAUUCAGGAUUUCGGGUUCACCAUUCGAGUCGAUAAAUGCACCUUCCGCAAGCAGCAAGUGCAGUACGUGGGUCAUAUUGUCGACAGUCGCGGUUUACGUCCAGAUCCGGCCAAAAUCGAAGUGAUAUCCAAGCUGCCGCCUCCAACCGAUGUAUCCGGUGUGCGAUCAUUUUUUGGGGCUAUCAACCACUACGGCAAGUUUGUUCCCAAUAUGCGCAAGUUACGAUAUCCGCUGGACAACCUUCUCAAGGACGAUGCGAAGUUCCAGUGGACUGAUGAGUGCCAGAGAGCGUUCGAGCACUUCAAACAAAUACUCUCCUCGGAUCUACUUCUCACACAUUAUGAUCCGAAGCGGAAGAUCAUUGUCUCUACCGACGCUUCUUCCGUUGGGCUCGGGGCAACGAUUAGCCACAAGUUCCCCGACGGCACAAUCAAAGUCGUCCAACAUGCUUCCAGAGCACUCACAAAAGCUGAAUAA